AUGCCAAACAAAGGUCAGAGUACGAAAGUCAUCAAUGCUGAUGAGAUUGCUCAAAAAUUAGAAGUAGUCUAUGGUAUCGACCCAGGCUCGAUCUAUAUCAGUACUAUUGCGAUCAAUAAUGGUGAAACAAAUGCCGAUAAUCAUCGUCAACCUCACAGGAAAAAACGUGACAUACCUACGUGUAAUCAGUUGGGGUCUCAUCGCUCAAUUGUCGGAAUGAACAUUGAUAUAGUCUAUCCGGAAGCCACUGAUUCAUCAUUAAGUUCUUUAUGGCGAUCACUGCGCGCUGCAACAAAAUUUACAAAGCAAGAUUGA
Molecule: messenger RNA, 315 nt
Organism: Rotaria sordida
Lineage: Eukaryota; Metazoa; Rotifera; Eurotatoria; Philodinida; Philodinidae
Source: the annotation of a GenBank genome assembly